Messenger RNA from Haliotis rufescens (red abalone), 3269 nucleotides. RefSeq lists its product as uncharacterized. The coding region runs from base 358 to 858 and encodes 166 amino acids. Gene Ontology annotation, biological process: signal transduction. The record is from RefSeq and is a predicted model, not a curated record. Gene Ontology annotation, molecular function: protein binding. The transcript has 4 exons. NCBI's taxonomy places the organism in Eukaryota, Metazoa, Mollusca, Gastropoda, Lepetellida, Haliotidae.
GAGCAAAAAAUUAAAACAUUCUCAAGGUCAGAUGUGUUCAUAAACAUAAAUGCGAAUUGUCUUUCGAUUCUUUCACUCCUAAACCCAUUAUUAAAAUAUUUUGUGAUUGUGAAAUGUGCUUAGGGAUGACGUGGUCUACAUGGGGAGGAGUCGCUUACAAUACAUUCCUUUUGUACAAGCGUUGUCCUGAGCUUCGGAGCUUAAACCGGAAGCGAGCUAUAAAUAACAUUAGCGGGAAAACCCAGAACAUUUUCCAACUUUCGUUACUGAUUUUGUCUUCACGAAAACCCAACAUUUAGAAACUAACUUUUCCGACCUCGAUACACGUGGCAUCUGACAUAUUUUGAUUUUGCAAACAUGAGUCAUCGAGGCGGUGCCCGAGGGGGUCCUCCUGGACCGAACCCAGUUGAGUUCAACUUUGUGUCCACAGAUCAGGACUGCUCUGGGAUACAGAUAGGCGAUGGUAACACGGUGAACGUGAUGAACGUACCGGGCGGAAUGCAGACAAGAAGUCAAGCUCGGGCAGCAGCAGGGGCACCCAAAGUGAAAGUGAAGACACCAAAACGACCUCUGUCCAAGUCUGAAAAUGAGCCCACGAGUGAGCAGAUGGAGAAUGUGUGCAAAAAACUGGCUAAGUACAAAGACACGGCAUGGAAGGACCUAGGGACCCAGCUAGGCCUGACCACUUGGGAACUGGAGACGAUCCACCAUGACCACCACAUAGAAGGGGACCGCGAGCUGAGCUACCAGACCCUAUUGGUGUGGAAAAGACGCCAGCCCACCCCUCCACAAGUCAAGGUUUUAGCUAAAGCACUCUGUGAUAUUGGUAGAGGAGACCUCUCUGACACUUUGACAUAAUCAGGAUUUGUAUCUGGAUAAGCAAAUGUUUAUUCAUUUUUUUAAUGUUUAUCCUACGUCGAAAGUCCAUUGAUAGGUGUGUAAUUUUCCAAGUGGGAUGGAAAUGGGGCUUUGCCAUCUUCACAAUGAAUUUUGUCGCUUUCAAAAGGAUUAAUCUAUUAUACAACACUGUACUUAAUUUAAAUUUCAUAACUUACAUUUGCAAAAACACAAAUGACCAGCAACUGAGUUUUGUUUAAAUUUCAUAACCCCAAGGGUUGCGUUGUACAUCGUGAUCUUAACGCUAAGGUUAUCGUAACUCUCAUACCUCCCAUACGUAGCGCUAAGGUGAUCGUAACUCCCUACCUUCCAUUACAUAGUGCUAAGGUGAUCAUAACUCCCAUUCAAAGCACUAAGAUGAUCAUAACUUUACCAAGUUUUCCUAUAAUAAUUAGAUCCACAUCAAGUGCUUUUAUGAGUUAUCAUGGUGUAAUAUUAAUACAUCAUGAUAGCUCAUAAGAGCACUUCUAAUUAUUAUAGGAAAACUUAGUAUAAAUGUCAUAUCAUGAUAACUCCCUUACCUCCCACACAUAGCGCUAAGGUGAUCAUAACUCCCUACCUCCCAUACGUAGUGCUAAGGUGAUUGUGAGUCGGAUACUUUCCAUAGGUAGUGCUAAGGUGAUCGUAACUCCCAUACGCAGUGCUAAGGUGAUCAUAAGUCAUCCAUCACUUGGAGCAGAUGAUGUAGACUUACAUUCGUCGUUCCAUCUUCCAUCCAUCCAACUUCAAAUGCGAUAAGUUUUCUCUGAAACCACUAUGGAUUCAAUGAUGACAGUUUCAUACAUCAUACACUCUAGAUGACAUAUUGAAUUCAUCAUUAAGUGAUGAAUAUGUUGUCAUGUUUGAAAACCGCCAUCAAGAAUUAGUGUUUAGCACCCUUUUGUUUGCUUUUGCUCAAAUGAGGUAACGGUGCGUUUCAAGAACAUAACAUAUAAACCGUUUCAUAUAUCUUCAUGAGACUCUGUUUACACAUCCGGCAUUUGCUGAACUAGUGACUUUGAUGUUCUGGAAUUUUUUUUUAAGUUUCAAAGUUCAAAUUGGGGUCCCUUUUUGUGGUGUAAAACAUUUCAUUAUUUCUCCAUGAAACUUUGCAAUGUAUUAUACUAGGUAGGACUGGUGCCUAUUUUCACAGAAAUUGAAACUAUUAAAUACAAUUGUGAACAUGCAAAGAUGGUGGCGGAUAUGAAUGACUUUGUCUUCUUGUUGUCCUCGAUUUGUCAACAUUUAGGCUUGUGUAGCGGCCAUAAACUUUCUGAGUCUGUGAUGGGAUCGGACCAUCUGAUCCAAGGUCGGACGCCUUGUCCGCAUGACCAAAGGGUUUAACCCCAUCAGCAGGCUGACAAGAUAAGGAUGUCAUCUGUGAGAUGACUCUAUGCCCUGCUACAUACUCCCACGUCAACAGAAGGUACUGAGGCUUAUUUUGCUCAAAUGUAAUAUUAACUUGCUCAGACCCACGUUGGGCGCCAAUGUAGCGGCCACAAAAUUUUCGAGUCCCAAGGAUUUGAAACACGGACCUUCUGAUCUGAGGUUGGACGCUUUGUCCACAUGAAAUAGAUGUUAACCCCUUCAGCAUGCUGACAAGGUGCGGAUGUCAUCUGUGGGAUGACUCCAUGCCCUGCUACACUUCUAUAGCAUCCUCCAACUCCCCGAACCCUCUAACUUUUGGCCAUCAGCAGCUUGUUGCAGACUUGGCUCAGGUCUGUGAUCUCAUGAAGAUGAACUGGUAAGUAUCCAGUGGCAACAUUACACUGUUUGCUUUUUGUGUUGUGAGUACGAGUUAUUGGUUUCCCAUUGUUUGAAUCCCCAGGGACCAUAUCCGUAUAGGGUCUCCGGAAUCCCUAAUGCUUACAGAUGGUCAACUGUGGUCAGUUUCGCAUAAUCAUUGUAAAGAUCUAAUAGAUUUAUCAUCCAUAAAAACCCAUUCCAAGUGUUCUGUCUAUUUUCCAAAAAUAACAGAAACAUGAAGAUCAUCAUAAUUUUUGUAAAAUUCAUUGAUAUCAGCCUGUGAUAGUGUUUGAGUCCCUAUUUGUUUGCUUGGGUCAUUAAAUGACAGCUGGCAAAUUAGUUCUGUAUGUAUUUGUAACUCACAUGGAUUUGUAGAGGUUGAACAUAACCUUGCUUGAAAAGGUUUGUCAGUGUUCCCGUUUAGGUUAAGACCAGUAAUUCAUGUGACUGUCAGUCCCUGUGGAAUCGUUGUUGCUGAACAAAAUAUCGGUGAUAUUCAUAAAGUACAUUUUUCUAACAAAUUCAGCUUGUCUGUUACCAUCAGGGUUUCCCCUUGUCUAUUUCUAGGUUAAAUAUCCAUUUGUAGCGACUUCGUCUUAAAAUAUGAUAAAAAAAAGAAGAGAAAUUUGUGACUGAAGUUUGUGUGA